CUUUCUCUCUCCUCCACACACACACAUACACACACAGUCCCAUACACAUUCGCAGCAGCUGUGCCGCUGUCAGUUCUGGAAUGUAAGCGCUGCCGUCAGGAGUCCGAUUCUCCAACCGCUAAGCGCCGAGACGGAGCAGCGCUCACUCAGACACACAGAUGGAUGCUAAGCAGAGCAAAACCAAAGAAACCUAAAGGACACGAGUGAAAGGAAAUACAAUGCCUGUUCUGCCAAGGCUACCUUCCAGCUUAUUUCCAUAAUUCACAAAUCAUUUUGGACAUUUCCCUGCUGAUUGGAUACCAUGAUAGGCAAUCAAGCUCUGCUCCUGUUGAUGCUCUAUUUCCUGUGGCCCAGUACUGCCCUGCCUUUCAUUACUGGGAAUAUUGGGAAUCUGUUUGGGAUGCCAGAGAGUGAUGGGAAGGUUCUUCAGCGUUCCAAACGGGGAUGGAUGUGGAAUCAAUUCUUUCUGCUCGAAGAGUACACGGGAAAUGACCAUCAAUACGUUGGCAAGCUGCACUCUAAUGCGGACAAAGGCGACGGCACCGUGAAGUACGUCCUGACCGGAGACGGGGCUGGCAGCCUGUUUCUGAUCGACGAGAAAUCCGGAGACAUCCACGCCACCAAGCGGCUGGACCGGGAAGAGAAAGCCAUGUACACGCUCCACGCCAAGGUCGUGGACAGAACCACGAACACAGAACUCGAACCCGACACCGAGUUUAACAUAAAAAUCCACGACAUCAACGACAACGCGCCCAGAUUUGAAAAGGAGGUGUACUAUGCCAGCGUUCCUGAAAUGUCUGAAGUUGGUACGUCUGUGGUCACAGUGACAGCCACUGAUGCCGAUGAUCAAACAUACGGAAACAGCGCCAAGCUGGUAUAUAGCAUCCUGCAGGGGCAGCCAUAUUUCUCUGUGGACUCAGAAAACGGAACCAUAAAGACAGCUCUGCCUGGCAUGGACAGAGAAGUGAAGGAGCACUACCAGGUUGUAAUUCAGGCCAAAGACAUGGCCGGACAGAUGGGUGGGCUUUCAGGGACCACGACAGUCAGCAUCACCCUCUCCGAUGUAAACGACAGUCCGCCACGCUUCGCUAACCAUUCCUUCCGAGUGACUACAGUGGAGUCUACGGAGAUAGGUGGAGCCAUCGGACGCAUCAAGGCCGACGAUCCCGAUGUGGGACACAACGCCGAGAUGGAGUACAGCAUCGUUGGCGGUCACGACACAUUCAACAUCAUCACCGACCAAGCGACGCAGGAAGGAGUCAUCAUUAUUAAAGAGGCGCUGGAUUAUGAAAGUAAGAGGGACUACGAGUUCAGAGUGGAGGUGAAAAACACCUACUUAGACGCCAGGUUCAUCCACGGCGUGCAGUUCAAAGACUACGCCACGGUCAAGGUGACGGUGGAUGAUGUGGACGAGCCGCCCGUUUUCACCCGUAACCCUUACAUCAUCGAAGUUCACGAGGACACGGCUGCCGGCAGCUUCGUCGGCGUUGUGCUGGCCAGAGAUCCCGACGCAGACAACAAGCCAGUGAAAUAUUCCAUUGACCGACACACGGAUCUUGAAAGGCUGUUCAACAUAGAUUCUGUGAACGGCACCAUCACAACACUGAAAUCCCUCGACAGAGAAAUGUCCAAAUGGCACAACAUCUCUGUGGUGGCCACCGAAAUAAGUAACUUCCUCCCUCAGUUCCCUAAACAUCUCUCUUCAGUCCUGAAAUAUGUGACAACAUUUAAUUUUUGUGUUUCAGACAACCCUCGGCAGACGACUCGAGUGCCCGUGUUCAUCAAGGUGUUGGACGUCAACGACAACGCUCCAGAGUUCGCCAUGUCCUACGACACCUUCGUCUGUGAAAAUGUCAAGGCAGGACAGCUGAUUCAGACAAUAAGCGCUGUUGACACAGAUGAACCGCUUGUCGGGCACAAAUUUGUCUUCAGCAUAAGCGCCACCAACCCAAACUUCACCAUCGUUGACAAGGACGACAACACUGCCAACAUCCUAACGAGGAGGGGCGGGUUCAGCCGGCGUGAGAUGAGCAUGUACUUCCUCCCCGUCGUGAUCUCAGACAACGACUACCCCAUCCAGAGCAGCACCAGCACGCUGGUGGUCCGCGUGUGCGCCUGCGACAGCCGCGGCAACAUGCAGUCCUGCAGCCCGGAGGUGCUGCCCUUCUCAGAUGGCCUCACCACCGGAGCGCUGGUGGCCAUCCUGCUCUGCGUGAUCAUCCUGCUCAUGAUCGUGGUGCUGUUUGCUGCCCUGAGGAGACAGAGGAAGAAGGAGCCUCUGAUCAUCUCCAAAGAGGAUGUCAGAGACAACGUUGUCAGCUACAACGACGAGGGCGGAGGAGAGGAGGACACUCAGGCCUUUGAUAUCGGCACGCUGCGCAACCCGGAGGUGAUGGAUGCUAACAAGCUUCGCAGGGACAUCAUACCCGAAAUGCUGUUUCCCUUUCGGAGGACAUCACCGAUAAAGGAUAACACGGAUGUGAGAGACUUCAUAAACGGGCGGCUGCAGGAGAACGACGCCGACCCCACGGCGCCCCCUUACGACUCCCUGGCGACCUACGCUUACGAGGGAACCGGGUCCCUGGCGGAGUCCCUGAGCUCGCUGGAGUCCGCCGCCACCGAGGGCGACCACGACUACGAUUACCUCAGCAACUGGGGACCACAGUUCAAAAAGCUGGCGGAGAUGUACAUAGGGAGGAGCCCCGACAGAGAGACCUAAACGAAGCCAUCCGUCUCUCUAUAAUCCAAACUCCUUUUCAAUGUCCUUUCGGCUUAUUAGCUAGCCAGACACCUGUUUGUCUAGUUAGUUAACUAGCCUGUCUGUCUUAAUAUCUAUCAAGCUACCUGUUUGUCUAGUUUGCUAGCUAGCUUGAUAGUCAACUGGUUGUCUGUUUGCUCCACCUUCAAAUGUGCGUGAAAAUGCACAAACUCAUGCGCACUAUAUUAAACCGUCAUGUGGAAGAUUACCUGGAAACGGGAAAGCUGUGUUCGAAAUGUUCACUCACAAAACUUUACUAGACGAUAAAUUGUCCUAGUAAUUAUCGCGAUAAACGAUAAUAUUGUUGUUUGAUGCCAUUUUAAAGUAAUAUAUAUCAUCAACUUCCUAAAAGUAAAUUUUGCCAAUUGUGAUGUGAAAACGGGAAAGCUAUGUUUGAAAUGUUUACAAAAUUUGAAUAAGAAAUUACCACAGUAAUUAUCGCAAUAAACGAUAAUAUUGCUGUUUUAGACCAUUUUCAAAUAAUAUAUAUAGUCAGCUUUCUACAAUUCACUUUUGGCCAAAAGUAAUGUGGAAAGCUAUGUUCAAAAUGUUCACUCAUUUUACAAGACAGUACAUUGUCAUUUUGAAACCAUUUUCAAAUAAUAUAUAUAUCGUUGGCUUCCUAAAAGUAAUUUCUGGCCAAAAAUAAUAUGGAAACGGGAAGCUAUGUUUGAAAUGUUCACUCAUAAAAUUUUUCUAGACGAUAUAUUGUCUCAACAAUAAUAUUGUUGUUUUAUGACCAUUUCGAAGUAACAUAUACUUCCUAAAAGUCCUUUUUUGUCAAAAGUGAUUCUUUUUUUCUUUGCCUAAGACAUCUUUUCAAAAAAAGAAGUUAGUUUUUUAUAUUCAUUAUAGCAUAAUUAUUUAAGAUCAGUAACAAUAACAAAAUAGGUGGAAAUUGUUUCCAUAUCAGUUUCUUUCAAUAAAAGUCUUAUGAAACUUUAGCUAAAACUGCAGGUGCGUCUCUGUGUCUGGUAAUUGUUUUGUUUUUCACUCAGUAGGAAGACAAUCCAAAAAUUUAACUCAAGUAAGAGUAGAAAUACUUUUAAUAAAAUUACUCAAAUAAUAGUAAAACUUACAUUUUUUUCAACAAAGUUACAGAAGUAAAUGUAACUAGUUUCCUUUUACUGGUUUCAAACCAAAACAAAAUGCCAAUAUUUGUAAACGAUUGGACAAUUCGAACACAGAGCGAGACUUGAAGUGAGUUUUCUAUAAGCAGAUCCAAUAUAAAUCUCAGUCUUUUGCUUUUUUUUGUCAUAAUCAGUAAAGAUGCCUUUAAAUUUUAGGACUUUUGUGAACAAUGGUGUGAAUAAUGUGUUUUGUAAUCAACAUGAACGAUAGUAGUAUUGUAUACUAUCAAUGUUAAAUGGUGCCGGUUAAAUGGUUAAAUUGGGUGGGAAACGGGGGAAGGAGUCCGACAGCUUUUCCAGACAACUCCAUUAAAUACUGUAAAUGUACAAAGUGUUUUUAUUGAUGGACAUCGUAUAAACUAUUUGCUAUAUCUGUUUGACGAACAAUGUUCAUGUGAAUGGUUGGUGGAGUUUCUUUUUGUCAAACUGUGAAUUCAUUUCAUCAUGUAGGUGUAAUAUGUAAUGGAAAGUGUAUGUUGUAGGAAACUGUCACACACUGCUUUCAUGCUAUUUGAAUGCUGAGUCAUAUUGUUUUAUAUUUAUAUUUUUAUACUUAUUUUCUUAAUAAAAUGAUCUAAAAAGGGUUAAGCCAUGCUUCUUUUCAGUUUUCCAAGAUUUUGUUCUGUAAUAGAAAUGUAACAACUACUACUUGAAAAUACUCAAAUAUGCUAAAUUUGUGAAGAAAUGAACAGUUUGCUUACGUAAAAUCACUUUGUCCAAUUUAAAGAUAUAUGUGGUUUAAUAGCAUAUUAUAAAUAUAUAAUGUAGAACAGUGCAAAAUUACCUGAAAAUGAAACUAAUAACAGAGAAAAGAGUCUAUUAUAUGUUUCUGCUCAAAAUGUUUGGUAAUAAAGUAUUUAAGCUUUUUGUCAAAUGGAUCAAAAUCAAAUCAAAAUUGCAUGCUGGUGUCAAAAAUACAUUUUUGAAAUUAAAAUUUAACACACAAAUUCAGUUUGUUGUUAGAAAAAUCAACAAUUUGGGAUCAAUAACAAAUAUCUUCUAAUUAAAGACCAAUAAAGUCCAGGUUUUAUUCAUGAGUUUAGCAAAAACAACAAUGCAGCAAAACAUAAUUUCUGUUACACUACUUAAACACCCCCCCUCUUUCAUUUGGCUCAAACACAAACAAAAUUAAGCUGAUAAAAGCAAUUAUUAUGAAUAAAGAUGUAGGAGAAAAAUUUGGAGAAACGUUUUCUGCAUUUAAUGUGAUCUGCAGACAUUAGUAGCUGCUUAAAAAUAUUUUAAGAAAUCCUCAUGUUGCCCCUGCAUUAAAAACAAACAAGUAUGGUUUGUAUAAACCCCCAUUUUUAAUUAGCCUCAUUUCCUUUUGUAUCUAGAUCUAGAAAAUACCAAUAUCCAGUUCAAAAUGAUCCAGAAACCCUCAAUUUCAGAAUAAAAGACUAAAAAAACUCUUCCUGUACUCAAUAAACUUACAGAGAGUUUUAAAACUCCAUUAAUCUGCAAAAGACACACCCCAAUGAUACUGCAACCACAAAUUGUCCAACUUUUGUUAUUACUCUGAGCCAGAAAGCUGUCAUUAAAAAUAAAGUGCUCUUGCUUUGGAAAGUUGAAUAAGAACUCCAUAAAUCGCACUUUAUGGAGUUAAGUGGUGAUUAGGUACACGUGUACAAGACAGUGCCUCCAAUCCAGCAGCCAAGCAAUUAAUCUAAUCCCUGUGAUGUUUUUAUGUCCAGUCAUUGCAGAAAGUAUUAAACUGUUUGUGCAGACGUCUUUGGGAAAA
This is a messenger RNA of Xiphophorus maculatus (southern platyfish), 5626 nucleotides long. It is a transcript of the gene cdh10a, whose product is annotated as cadherin-10-like. Gene Ontology annotation, molecular function: cadherin binding; calcium ion binding. Gene Ontology annotation, cellular component: catenin complex; plasma membrane; adherens junction. Lineage: Eukaryota; Metazoa; Chordata; Actinopteri; Cyprinodontiformes; Poeciliidae. The record is from RefSeq and is a predicted model, not a curated record. Gene Ontology annotation, biological process: calcium-dependent cell-cell adhesion; cell morphogenesis; adherens junction organization. Bases 302 to 2719 code for a protein of 805 amino acids. The transcript is spliced from 11 exons.